Messenger RNA from Formica exsecta, 1748 nucleotides. RefSeq names its product U3 small nucleolar RNA-associated protein 15 homolog. NCBI's taxonomy places the organism in Eukaryota, Metazoa, Arthropoda, Insecta, Hymenoptera, Formicidae. The record is from RefSeq and is a predicted model, not a curated record. The transcript is spliced from 5 exons. Gene Ontology annotation, biological process: positive regulation of transcription by RNA polymerase I; rRNA processing. Gene Ontology annotation, cellular component: nucleolus. Bases 80 to 1651 code for a protein of 523 amino acids. Gene Ontology annotation, molecular function: protein binding.
ACCUCUAGAUAACGUAACUACAAAGAACAGACCUAAAAUGUUAUGCAUUUCUCAUUCGUAUUGUUGAUAUUUUAAAAACAUGGCAUCGUUCAAAAAGAUAAAUACUAAAGUAUAUACUAGAGCGGGGCCGGAAUUAACGGAGGAUAAUAUAUAUUGGAAGAAAUAUACACCACCAGUUUUAGUAAAAGAAUUUGGUCCGAUUGACUACAUCGACUUCUCACCAGUAGAACCGCAUUAUUUCACAGUUACUUGCUCUGUACGAGUACAAAUAUAUAAUCCUAUUACAAAGCUGGUCACGAAAACUUAUAGUAGAUUCAAAGAGGCUGCAUAUGGAGGCUGCUUUCGUAGAGAUGGCAAGCUGUUAUGUGCCGGUGGCGAGGAAGCAGUGGUCAGACUUUUUAACAUUGGUUCCAAUAGUAUGCUACGGGUUUUUUCUGGGCAUAAGGCUGCAGUGCAUAGAGCUUUUUUCACAGCUGAUGAUCAUCAUAUUGCUUCAUUUUCUGAUGAUAAAACUGUAGUAUUGUGGGACAUACCUAGUGAGAAACAACUGACAAGUUUCAAUGAACAUACUGAUUAUAUCAGAGCUGGUGCAGUGAGUCCCGUGUCCACUGAUGUAUUAUUAUCUGGUGGAUACGACAAGAUCAUACAUAUGUAUGAUGCCAGAACAAAAAAGAAGAUACUUAGUGUCAAUCAUGAUGCACCAGUAGAGAGUUUACUCUUCUUGCCUACUGGGGGAAUAUUCCUGUCUGCAGGUGGGACUGAUAUCAAAGUGUGGGACGCUCUCGCAGGAGGCAAAUUACUCGCAAAAAUCACUCAACAUCACAAAACAGUGACUUGCUUGAAAAUCGCCUCCAAUGGUCAUAGAAUAUUGUCUGGUUCGUUGGACAGACAUGUCAAAGUUUACGACACUGGGACAUACAAAACGCUUCAUACUUUAGACUAUCCCAAUGCAGUUCUCAGCAUAGGAAUUAGUGAAGGCGAUGAGACUGUCGUAGCCGGUAUGGUCGACGGUCUAAUCUCUGUCAAAAGACGCGAGGAAGACGCGAAAGACGUGGUAAAACCGAAACGUAAAGUUUCGUAUAGACACGCGGGUGAAAAUCUGCACGUGCGGAGCGUCGACGUAGUCAUGCAACAGGAAGUUAAAGAGAUAAUGAGCAAGCACGAUGCUUGUCUGCGAAAGUUUCAAUAUAGUAAAGCGCUCGACUGUGUCAUGAUGAAUUAUGUGGUCAACAAAACACCGCACGUCACUGUCGCUCUUACACAAGAACUUAUCAGACGAGAAGGUCUAAGGCGAGCUCUGGCCGGCAGGGACGGCAAGUCCCUGGUCAAUAUUGUUAAGUUCUUGAACAAAUAUAUCGGUAGUAUCCGUUUCGGAAGAGUAUUAUUGCAUGUAGCAAACGUUUUGUUAGAUGUGUAUGAAGAUCAUUUGGAUGAACUCUCGGAGGAAUCACGGAAAAUGUUCGCUAUACUAGCACAAAAGCUGCAGGAAGAGGAACAAUUAAUUAUAGCCUUGACGCAACUACAGGGUUCAAUGCAAAUGAUACUGUCCGGCGCUGAAACAGUUCCUUUACCUGCUAUAAAAGACAAUCAGAGUAUGGAGCCGUCAAACGCCGCUCAAACGGAACGCGAUCUCGUUUUGAGUAUAACAUAAAUUUAACGAACGCAAAACAUCAUCAAAUUGUAAUAUAAUGUUUUCUGUACAUAUCUUUGUGAUUUAGCAUUAAAUUUUUUGAAAUAAAUAAAAGUGA